Molecule: messenger RNA, 822 nt
Organism: Mycetomoellerius zeteki
Lineage: Eukaryota; Metazoa; Arthropoda; Insecta; Hymenoptera; Formicidae
Exons: 1
Coding region: 1-822 (273 amino acids)
Molecular function (GO): catalytic activity
Source: RefSeq, a predicted model, not a curated record
AUGUCGUGUGGGCAAAAGCCGGUAUUGGUACUAGGAGAUUUUAACGCCAGGUAUCCCGCGUGCGAUAUGGGCAAAGCUAAUAGUAGGGGAAGGAUCAUAUCGGAGUGGACUGGGAGCCUCGACCUAGUUUUGCUAAACGAUGGUUUUGUUCCCACUUGCGUGCAUCCACGGAGGGAGUCGAGCAUUGACUUAUCAAUGGCCUCCUCUUCAGUGGCGCGAAUGAUCGGUGGCUGGCAGGUGGCGGUGGACAUCGAGUCCCUUUCGGAUCACCGCUACAUUUUCAUGAGGGUACAAGAAUGCGUAGUUGGUCCUCCUAGAAAAAAUAAGUCGGAUAGGUACUUUCCUCGAUGGAAUAUUAGUAAGAUAAACAUUGAUCUUCUCAACGCGACGGUCAGCAUUAAGGCUUGCCCUUCCCCUCAUGGGGAUGUGGCGGCUGAGUUCCUAGCUGGCGGAUUGAGCAGGGCACUGGCGGAGAUAUCGGACGUCUCAAUGCCGCGUGUGAGGUCCACCGGUAGACCGUCGGUUUACUGGUGGAAUGAAGAGAUCGCGGAAUUGCGGACUCGCUGUAUGCAGGUCCGCAGAAGAAUAAUUAAACGACGGAAAAGGUAUAAGGACUCCGAGACGGUCCGGGGUCUCUGGGCAGAGCUGAGGGACGUGAGGAGUGCUCUUAGGGGUGCCAUUAGGAGAUCCAAGAUAAGCCUGUGGCGGGGCCUCUUGGAUACUCUGGACAGGGAUCCCUGGGGUAUGCCAUAUUGCAUUGUUCUUAAUAAGUUGCGGGGGGUGCUCCCCGGCUCACCGAGACUCUCCAGCCUGCAGUGGUAG